AGUGAUAUCAUGGAUUAAUAUGACCCGGAAGUAACUAUUUAACCCCAAAGGCUCUUUUUUCAAAAAUAUAACUAAUCAAUAGUAACUCACACAUAGACUAGUACUUGACUAGAUUGACAUGUCAGAGUGAGAGUCAGGUUCUGUAAAAAGGCCAUGAAACUGUUUUAGAUAUCAGCAAAUAUGAAUUCAUUGUUUGGAUCAGAGUUUGAAGAAAAAUAUAGAGAUUGGAAAGCUAAACAAAAUGCUUAUGGAGCUAUUUAUUAUAUUAAAAUCUGUUUUUUUGUUUGUUUUUUUUAUUUUAAAUUCAGCAAUGAACUUCAGGUUACUUCUUGGAAUCACCCAUAUGUAGACCAGAUCAUUGUUAAGCUAGAUGAAUCCUUUAGCCCUUUCAAGUAUGCUGCUUAUAGAACAUCAUUGAAACUGAGAGCACUGCAAGUAAAAACUGGAAUGGCAUGGAUGAAUACCAAAGUUGUGUACCAUGUUCUGUUGUCAGCUGUUCCAGAGACGCAUGAAGGGUGCAUCUCUCACUGUCAUUCUCUAAGUGUCAUUGUGAAAAUACUUCACUUGUCUGACACAAGUCACCAGCAUGAAGAAGAGAUUCCUAAAGCUUCAGAGAUCAUACUCAAUUUGAUUAUUAAUAUUUAUGACUUAGAUCAUAGUGGCAAACUUUCAUACAGAUCAUUGGGAAUCGCAUUAUCUGCAUUAUCCUCUGGAAAGUUAAAGCAAAAAUAUAAAAAUUUCUUUGCAUUUAUCAAAGAUGAAGAAAAUCACAUUAAAAAAGAAGAACUAAAGAAUUGUAUUUUGGAUCUUAUUCAGAUUACAGAUAUUAUCAAGGAAAGUCAUGCUUUUGGUAGCAAUGUGAAAGCUGCUGUAUCCAGUUGUUUCAGAUUUGCGGACACUUCAAAUAAUGACUGUGUUAAUGAAGAGAUCUUUUACAAAUGGCUUUUACAAGAACCUCAGACUUUCAUUUGGCUACCAACAUUACACAGGAUCCAAGCUACAGAAAAUAUUGUACAUGACAUCCGUUGCUGUGUUUGCUUAGCUAUGCCUAUAAAGGGAUUUAGGUACAGAUGUUUAUACUGUUUUAAGUAUGAUCAAUGUCAACAUUGUUUUCUACAAGGCCUCACCUCUCACAAUCACAAACAGAGACAUCCCAUGACAGAAUAUUGUUUCCCAACCUCAGCCAAAGACAACACAAAGGCCCUUUUAAACAUUUUGAAGAACAAGAUUACCGGAAAUCAGAAUCAAUCAAAACCAAACUACUUGCCAGUGGAUGAUACUGCCAACUCAUUUGAAGGCUUCAAUAGGUCUGUUGGAGAUGUUGAAGACUGUCAGCAUUCUUGUAAUUCUGAAAGUUCAGAUUCAGGAUUAGCCAAUAGCUCAGAUAAUUCUCCGUCAGGUGGAGAUUGUGGAUGCUACAAUCAGGGAUUUGAAGACAUCAAAGUUGAGGAUAAAGCAGGGAGUAAUAAGUCCUCAAGCAAGAUGUUCAAGAAUUCUUUCCCAAAAGAAGGACCAGAGGCUGAAAUGGCUGAAAGAAUUCAACUUUUAGAACAAGAAAAUAGACAGCUACAGAGGAAACUGAAAUUCUUACAAACAAAGUUUGAGUUAGACUCAGCGUUUUUGGAAGACAAUAGUUUUAAACCUGAAAUAUCACAGGAAGAUUGCUCAACUACAAAAAGCAUGUCAUCAAAGUUGGCCAAUCUUAGCCUUGUGUCUGCCUUAGAGAAUGUGGAAAUGAUAGACAGUAAAGAAACUUCACUACUGCAGAAAGCAGAAGAUCAGGAAGACAUUAAAAAAGAGCCUACUGCACAGAAAUUCACAGUUGAAUCACCACAAUCAUCUGACAUACCCCAACUUAUUCAAAGCCAAUCAGAGACUGAGUCCUCUAAUGGACUUAUGUACCAGACUUGUGAUAUGUCAUUGGAAAUUGAUGGGGCUAAAGACAAAAGCAAAAUUUCUGAGGAUCACUGUGAUUUGGAUCAAAUCCUUUUCAUUAGUGAAAACACUCCAGUUGACUUUGAAAGAUCAGCCAUUUUAGGUAACAAAAGAUCAUCCUCUUGUAAACUUCAUCUAGUUUCUGAGACAAAUCCUCACACCUACUUUUCAAGGUUGGCUAAAUCUCACAAAAGAGAAGGUAAAGCAAGAAAUGCUAUUGAUGGGAGAUGUAAAGACUAUUUAAUGGAAAAAACUGUGUCACCAGAAAUUACAAGCAUUGAACUGAGCAAUAUUAUAUCAAGCAGUUUUAGGUCCACACCUUCAUUCAGCCACCACCACAACCUCAACUCAUUCCAAGCUACACCUGGAUUAGAGUUAAGGGCUGGAAAUGCUGCAGUAGAACCUGUUUACAUGUCCACACCACUUGUCCCUUCUCACCUUAUGCAUCCUCCUGCAACCAAUUCUGAAGACAAAGAAAACCAUUCCAAACCUAUUCCCAAACAUCUAUACUCUACUGCCUCACCCUUGUCUGCUAUCCCACAGUGGCAUAGGAAAAAAAUUCUGUUGUCAUGCUAUUCUAUACAAAGUUGCAAUGCCUCACCCACAUGUGACAGUACAGGUCAAUUGACUAAGUUAAUGGCAAAAGCUGACAAGAUUGGAGAUAUGAUCAACCAAGGGCAGUCCUAUCUGACAACUGAAGACCAAGAGUGUUAUGAGAAAAUGCUGCAGGAAUUUGAAAAAGAAUGUAUGUCAGAUUUAACCAGUAACAAAUUCCAGAUGGAUGCUGAUGAUGCUGAAAUGUUACAAGCUGUCUUCACUAUAGAGGAAGCCAUGAAAGACUUAGUUCAAGCUACUGCUCAGAAUCAACAUUAACACUAUCUUUACCUUAUGUCUAUUAAAACAAAAUUGAACUGUAAUGUUAGGAACACAUAGCCCUGUUAUGAUGUGCUAAAUGUAAUUCAGUGUUUCAAUCAAAAUUGCAAUAAAACUUUAGAAAACUUA
Molecule: messenger RNA, 2937 nt
Organism: Biomphalaria glabrata
Lineage: Eukaryota; Metazoa; Mollusca; Gastropoda; Planorbidae
Product: dystrophin-like
Exons: 18
Coding region: 181-2808 (875 amino acids)
Biological process (GO): synaptic signaling
Cellular component (GO): plasma membrane
Molecular function (GO): protein binding; zinc ion binding
Source: RefSeq, a predicted model, not a curated record